Thunnus maccoyii (southern bluefin tuna) is the source of this 5842-nucleotide messenger RNA. RefSeq names its product rho GTPase-activating protein 20-like. The coding region runs from base 213 to 3659 and encodes 1148 amino acids. Lineage: Eukaryota; Metazoa; Chordata; Actinopteri; Scombriformes; Scombridae. The record is from RefSeq and is a predicted model, not a curated record. Gene Ontology annotation, molecular function: GTPase activator activity. The transcript has 15 exons. Gene Ontology annotation, biological process: regulation of Rho protein signal transduction; signal transduction.
CGCGGCGCUCAGAACAAACAGCGCUCGGACAGAGACAGUCACAGUGAGGAGCACAGUACGCACGCUUCACCUCCUCUUCCUCUGGAUCAACUCCUCUCCAUCAUGGACUCUCCUCGGGCUCGUGCCCUGCUCUCCGCCGGAUAAACUUUGGAUACUCGUAUGAUGGGAAUAUACAGUCGGUGCGCUCCGGCCCGUGGAUCUAUACAGCCUUGAUGGAAACCAUGUCACCGCAGCAGGGGACGAUGGGACAGAACAGGUCCGACUCUCUGACUGGAGAGAGCAAGGCGCUUCCCGACAAUAAAAAGAAGAUGAAGACCUUGGCCCAGAGACGACAGUCGGCUCCCUCACUGGUCAUCAGCAAAGCACUUACCAGAUCGAAAAGCACAUCCAGGGAAAGCUGCCUGUCGCCAGUCAGCCCAGAGUCAUGUCCCCUCGUCCAGGCCUUCCUGGCUGAGUGUCCAGGCCGUAUGUUCCUGGGUCACGCCCAAACGCAGCUAAAGACGGGCCUUCAGACCCAGGAGAGACACCUCUUCCUCUUUACUGACACACUGCUCGUCACCAAGGCCAAGUCUCCCACUCAUUUCAAGGUGAAGGCCCAAGUCCGAGUGUGUGAGAUGUGGAUGGCCAGCUGCAUGGAGGAGGUGUGCGAAGGAAGCACUAACCCAGAGAGGAGCUUCGUCAUGGGCUGGCCCACGAGCAACUGUGUGGCCACCUUCAGCUCCGAGGAGCACAAGGAAAAAUGGUUGGCACUCAUCAAAAGUCGGAUAAAUGAGGGAAAAGAGAAUGAUGACCCCAAGACCAUUCCAGUAAAGAUAUUUGCAAAGGAUAUUGGAAAUUGUGCAUAUGCCAAGACCCUUGCGGUCAGCAACAAUGACAGCACCACUGAUGUCAUCCGCAUGGCUCUGCUGCAGUUUGGCAUAUCAGGUUGUGUUAAAGACUACAGGUUGUGGGUGAGCUCCAGUAAGGACGACCCUCCAUAUCCUCUCAUAGGCCACGAAUUUCCCUUCAGCAUUAAGAUGAGUCACAUUCGGGAUAGUGGGAGCAGUGGUGGAGGACUGGGAGGAGGAGCAGGCAGAGAUCCAACGAGUCCAACAGAUUGUCCCGGGGUGUUGCUGCUGGACCAGUGUCUCCCUCCAGACACCCAGUGCCAGUUCAUUCUCAAACCCAGCAAGGUUGCCCCGGGGCAGGCUUCACUUCUAGAGCCGGGUCAGCAGAAGUCUUUUAAGAGAAAGAGGUCUCUGAUCAACUGGCCUUUCUGGAAAGGCUCCAACACCCAGCUGGAUGGCCUGCCCCUGUCCCCGACUGCACUCUCUCCUGCUCAGGGACGGCUGUUCGGACGACCCCUGAGCUCUGUCUGCUCUCCAGACCACGGCCUGCCCAAGCCUGUCAUGGACAUGUUGGUGUUCCUGUACCUGGAGGGGCCCUACACCAGAGGCGUCUUCAGGCGGUCAGCAGGAGCUAAAACCUGCCGGGAGCUGCGGGACAGACUAGAUGGAGGGACAGAGGAUCCGGAGAUCACACACCAGUCUGUGUUCGUCAUCGCUGCUGUUCUGAAGGACUUCCUGCGAAACAUUCCGGGCAGCCUGCUGUGUGUGGAUCUGUACGACCAGUGGAUGGAUGUGAUGGAGGGGGAGGGAGGGGAGGAGAGGACACAAGCUGUCAAUAGGCUGCUCCGCCUCCUGCCCAACGACAACCUGCUUCUGCUGCGACAUGUGAUCGCCGUGCUGCACUGUAUCCAAGGCAACGCCCACGACAACCAGAUGAAUGCAUUCAACCUGUCCGUCUGCAUCGCUCCGAGCAUGCUUUGGGCCCCGGCGCCCAGCACCCCUGAGAUGGAGGGGGAGGGCACCAAAAAGGUGUGUGAGCUGGUCCGCUUCCUCAUAGAGAACUGCAGCAGUGUCCUGGGAGAAGACGUCACCUCCCUGUUCAGAGCCUUCAGCCAGAAGAGCAGCAGCAGUGACCACGGAUCUGAUGUGUCAUCUUUCCAGAUGAAUGACUCGUCCUAUGACAGUCUGGAGAAUGAGCUGAAUGAUGACCCUGAGUCACCCUACCAGGAGCAGCUGCCUCUACGUGACAAGCCGGACAGCUGUAGCCGCGACUCUGUCAUCACCCUCAGUGACUGCGAUCCCGAUCCUGAGCCAGAGACUGAUCUCCUGCUGCAGCUCCCUCCGCUGGCGAGACCCCGGAGGUUCAGCCCUGCGGUACGACAGCCACGCACCCGCCAGGCCAACGGCCUGUCGCAGGGUCCCAGGAGGCUGAGGAGGAGUUCGGAGCCUGCUUUGGCACUGGCAAGCACGCCGCCCUCGGGCACAGUGACAGUUCAUGCUGAUAAGCACUGCCUACCAAUAAGGAAGGCAAGCUACGAUGCCGCCAUUGAAGGUGAGGGGGAGGAGGAUGAGGACGAGGUGUUUCUGCAGCAGAGACUGAGUGGGCUGCAGCUAAAGGAGGAGGGGGAUGGAUGUGAGAAGGCAGUAGCCAAAGUCCAGAAUGGUGGACGGAGGAAAAUGAAGCAUGCCCCUCCGCCUCCACUGCGACUGGAUGCCAGCUGUUCCAGUCUGUCGUCCCCAGCAACCUCUCCCACAGGCUCCUCCCUCAGUUCUCUAGACUCCGCCUUCUCGCAGUACUCUACUGAUUACGCCACCAAUGGGAUGAAUGCAUUGGGUGAGCCAGCUCCUCUCUCCCCUCUCUUUCCUGGACGGCCUCAACUGUCUCCAAGGGGCUCUCCUCCUCAGAGGGAAACCCCACCUCAUUGGCCACAGCCCAGCCAGCCUCCCCGGACCAGCCAAGCCCCCUCCAACCACCCUAACACGUGGCUCAAGAAGGACCGACGCCUGUCACUAAGGCAAUCUAAUAACGGACACACGGAAGAGGAUUUGGCAGUGGUAAAUGGGAAAACCCACUCAACCAGUAAUGGCUCCUCUGUUGGCACCCAGGAGGCCCUGGUGACAAACCGAAACUGCCAGCGGAGAUCCAGCAGCCCUCCGUCCUACCAGCAGGCUCUGCUGCAGCUGCAGCGCAGCCGCUCCCCUUUCUACAGGGGGACAGAGAAACCUCUGACGGUCAGAGAGCUCAGGCUGCUCCAUGACCAGACCUGCACCCACAGACCCCCUAACAACUCCAAGCCACACACAGGCGAGGUCACACAGAGGCUGGCUGAAAGUGAGUGUGUGCAGCCCCCGCAGGGUGUUUUUUAUGGACAAAGCGCCACCACUCUGGUCCUCCAAAGGCAGAAGUCCCACUCUUUAACUCCAGCCAUGGAGGGACACAAAGGGAGGAGGACCCUUCCCCGGCGAGCAUCUGAACCUGCCAAGGUUGAACUUGCCGCUGCCUCUAACCUCUCCACCAGCCUCACCCUGGACAGACCUCGCGCUUCUAAGGGCCAGGCCCAAGAUGGAGGUCUGAGAGUGUCAGACGUGGAGCCCAAACUCUCUCCCUCUUCCGCCGAGCAACGCUUCUGCCUGUCUCCCUCCGCCACCCGGGCUGUAAGGGACUACUUCUCCUCACAGGGUCAGGCGGAUGCAGAUGCCUGCCUGCGGAGGAGUCAAGAGGUGGCACUAGCUAUCGUACAGGGGAAGAGGGAGUGGCAGAGCCGGCGGUGCAGCGACCCGCGAGUGGACGACUUUGACCAGCUGUUUUUUGCAGAAGAGUCAUACGUGUAAAUGAGAUCUGUGUACAGACAAACUAAGUGUGAGAGACUGGUUUUUAUUUGAUAUGUUCGCUUGUAUGCAGCUGUCUUAUUAUUGAUGUUGUAAUAUUCAUCCGUAUACACAUUCUUCCUCUUGGCAGCAGUAGUCAGUAGUCAAAAAGGUGUUGCAGUUUACUGUUAACGGUACAUCCAAGGUGUUAGAUUUUCAAAGGUACAGAUGCACAUCCUGCUUCAGUGUUUCACCUCCUUGUGGCUGUAAUCUUUUAAAUGUAUGUUUUGAUUUCUUUUCUACCAUGAAAUUAUGACAUCUGGCAAAAAGUAGAUUAAAAAGUUUGAAGUUAUGGGUCAUGAUUCAAAGCAAUUUACAAAAUAUGUUUUAAAGCACUUUCUAGUAUUUGAAGGUUGCUUUUGUAGCACUGCAGCUGGAAUCCUCAAAACAUUAUUUAUUGAGCUGUGAUGCCCGAUUCAAUGAAUUCAUGAAAGAGAAGAUGUGAAGAAACAGUUUGUUUAAUUGGACAUCUGGAUCCCUCAACAAUCAUUAAAGCUGCUGUCAAAAUGGGUCACAGCUCUUGUGCCAAAAUCUGCUUGCUCUGAAAAAUAGUUUUCUCUGGCAGUUUGUCCUUGUUUUGCCUUUGGGAAUGGGUUGUUGCUUUUUUAGCACAUGAAGAAAUAAUGAAGGAAAAGGAGUUCUUCAGAAAUGAAAAAGAGAGGACAAAGAAGCCCUUUUACUAUUCUCUUUUUGAAUUUUUUUUUUGAAAAUAUGCUUUUACCAUUUUCAAGGUGAUGACACAUUUUUGUUCUCAGUUUUUAACAGCAAAACAUAUAACAUUUUACUAAAAUUCUAACUAUACUGUAUAUCAUCGUACUCAUCGCUUAUGAGUUUUCAGACAGGGACACAUCAAGGACACCAGCGGGUUAAAACAUUUUUUAGAACAAACAAAUGUUGGCACAGCAAAUGUUUGUUGAGGCUGCUUUCUGUAGAAGUAAUGACAACAAUAUGGUCAAGAUGACUGCUAUGACUUCAUGCAAAUACUCUGGACACAAGCUUGCAGCUCUAUUCACAACACCUGUGAUAUUUGCUGAUUUGCCAGAGGAGGAAAGUUUUAGGACAGAUGCUCUCACUGUUCAUACUUGUAUCUUAAGAAAACAUUCUAGACUAUUUUAAGGGCAUUUGUACCUUUUAUGACCAGUUGCACCCUUAUUGUGAACUCCCCCCCCCCCCCCCCCCGUGAGUGAAAUGUGUGUCUGAAUUAGUGGUGAAUCAGUGGGGCAGGUAUUUAUUCAUUUCUGUUGUUUCCAGACACACAGCAUAUAGUGUUGUCCACUGCAGCUCUGGUUUAUAUCUCUGUGACCUGGGAGGGGAGGAGCGAGGAGGAGGGAGAAAAACUGUCAAUGUGUGUUUGUGUGAAAGAAAGUGGUGGUGAAUAUAAUGUGAUCAUUGACAGCAUGUCCAGAGCAGGAAUGUGAGAGAAUGUGUGCCAUUGAGGGAGAAAUCUCCUUUAUUCUUGCUUUUAUAGUACUUCAUUAUUCUCACCAAGAAUUCCUCUCAGUCUCACAAGAAUGAGAGUAGUGUGUGUGUGUGCGCGCGCGUCUGUAAGUUUAAGUUAAAUGCACCAUUGAAAAACUGUUUCUCUAGCUGUUGUACGUUUGUCCAUAAUAAUAUUAUUUGUUGAUUUCAGUGCUGCCGUCAUUGCAGUACUGAUUUCUGCGGUGACACUACGGUGACCUUAUUUCACUGUCGAUUAAUGUUUGGAAAAGUAUAUAAAAGCAGAAGUAUUAACACAGUGUUAUUAUGAACUUAACAACUUUUCCAGCAGAUCACACACUGGAAUAAGGCCAUUGUCAUUUUAAGUGUUGCCAUUUUAAAUGGUCUCAAAAAGUACUUUAUCCUGUAUUAUUAAUAUUAUAAUUGUUAUUUCCAUUACAGUGAAUAGUGUUCAAUGUGUAAAGUUCUGCGUAUUUAUGAUACAGAAAUAUAUAAAUAUAUAUAAAUAUAUGAUCUUGUUACUUUGGUAUGUCGUGUUGUGUGAGAAAAUCAGAAGUGUAUUUUUGUACAUGCCAAUUCUGCUGCUGCUGUCUCUAUAGAAAGUAUAUUUGCUACAAAAUGCACCAUUUGUAUAUUGUGUACAUCUGAUGUCCAAUGCUCACGAGAACAAACUUUCAUUGAUUUUAAUAAAUGUUGCUCUUGUGAAACUA